AACUCGCUCUGUAGACCAGGCAGGCCUCGAACUCAGAGAUCCACUUGUCUCUUCCUCCUGAGUGCUGGGAACAAAGGCACGAGCACCACGCCCCACCUGUUUAACUACUUUAUUUGCAUUUGGGUGCCCACCUGGACCGAAUGGUGCAUGGCCCCGACCUUAAGAGCAUCAAAGGCUGGAGGCAUUUCACGUUUCUGUGUUCGGGUCCAGGCCACAAGGAUUGCUCCCAGGUUCUCAGUCACAGACUUUUUGAAGAGUUGCAGGGAAUUCUUGCAGAGAGAAACCUGGUGCCACAUGCUGCCAGCACUUACCUUGAGUGGCUGAAACACUGAGAUGUUCAGAGGGGUUUGUCUAACAGACCCAAACAGCCUGCAUCUUGGCCUACCACCGCGUCUUCCUCAAUAUAGACUGAUAUGCCCAGGGUAGUCCUGAAUGGUGUGACAGUGGAUUUUCCUUUCCAGCCUUACCCAUGCCAACAGGAAUAUAUGAUCAAGGUGCUAGAAUGUCUCCAGAAGAAAGUGAAUGGCAUCCUGGAGAGCCCCACAGGCACUGGGAAGACGCUGUGCCUCCUCUGUACCACAUUGGCCUGGCGGGAACAUCUCCGAGAUGCCGUUUCUUCCCUAAAGAUUGCUGAGAGAGUUCAAGGGGAACUCUUUGCCAGUCGGACCUUGUCAUCCUGGAGGAGUGCUACUGCUGCCAGUGGAGACUCAAUAGACUGCUACACAGAUAUCCCAAAGAUCAUCUAUGCUUCUAGAACUCACUCACAGCUAACUCAGGUCAUCAGUGAGCUUCGGAAUACUUCCUACCGGCCCAAGGUAUGUGUGCUGGGCUCCCGGGAGCAGCUGUGUAUUCAUCCUGAAGUGAAGAGGCAGGAGAGUAACCACAUGCAGAUCAGUUUGUGCCGUAAGAAGGUAGCAAGUCGCUCCUGUCAUUUCUACAACAAUGUGGAAGAGAAAUGCCUGGAGCAAGAGCUGGCCACCCCCAUCCUGGAUAUUGAGGACCUUGUCAAGAACGGAAGCAAACACAAAGUGUGCCCAUACUACCUUUCUCGAAACAUGAAACAGCAGGCUGACAUCAUCUUUAUGCCAUACAAUUACUUGUUGGAUGCUAAGAGUCGUAAGGCACACAGCAUUGACCUGAAGGGAACAGUUGUGAUCUUUGAUGAAGCUCACAAUGUGGAGAAGAUAUGUGAGGAGUCAGCCUCCUUUGACUUGACUCCCCGUGAUGUGGCUUCAGGACUGGAGGUUAUCAACCAGGUUUUGGAGGAGCAAGCCCGGGUGACUCAGCAGGGUGAACUCCAACAGGAGUUCAUUGUAAACACGUCCAGCUCAGGACUCAACAUGGAGCUGGAAGACAUCGCAAAGCUAAAGAUGAUCCUGCUGCGUCUGGAGGAGGCUAUUGAUGCUGUUCAGCUGCCUGGGGAUGACAAAGGCGUCACCAAACCUGGAAGCUACAUCUUUGAGCUGUUUGCUAAAGCCCAAAUAACAUUUCAAACCAAAGGCUGCAUUUUGGAAUCACUGGACCAGAUAAUCCAGCACCUGGCAGGACGUACUGCUGUAUUUACCAACACGGCUGGAUUGCAGAAGCUCAUGGACAUUAUCCAGAUUGUGUUCAGCGUGGACCCUCCGGAAGGCAGCCCUGGUUCUCUGGUGGGGCUGGGUAUCUCACAUUCCUAUAAGGUACACAUACACCCUGAAACUAGCCACCGGAGAGCAGCUCAGCGGUCAGAUGCCUGGAGUACCACUACAUCCAGGAAACAAGGGAAGGUGCUGAGCUAUUGGUGCUUCAGUCCCAGCCACAGCAUGCGUGAACUGGUCUACCAAGGAGUCCGUACCCUUAUCCUCACCAGUGGUACACUGGCUCCGCUGUCUUCCUUUGCUUUGGAGAUGCAGAUUCCAUUCCCAAUCUGUUUGGAGAAUCCACACAUCAUUGACAAGAACCAGCUCUGGGUGGGGGUCAUCCCCAGAGGCCCUGAUGGUGUUCAGCUAAGCUCUGCCUAUGACAAAAGGUUUUCUGAAGAGUGUUUAUCUUCCCUGGGGAAGGCUCUGGGCAACAUUGCUCGCGUGGUACCCCAUGGGCUUCUGGUCUUCUUCCCUUCCUACCCUGUCAUGGAGAAAAGCCUGGAGUUCUGGCAGGUACAAGGCUUGGCCAAGAAGGUAGAGGCACUGAAGCCUCUGUUUGUGGAACCCAGGAACAAAGGCAGCUUCUCAGAGGUCAUUGAUGCCUACUACCAGCAAGUUGCCUCCCCUGGGUCGAAUGGGGCCACCUUCUUAGCAGUAUGUCGGGGAAAGGCCAGUGAAGGGCUGGACUUCUCAGAUAUGAAUGGUCGUGGUGUGAUUGUCACGGGCCUCCCAUAUCCUCCACGCAUGGAUCCCCGUGUUGUCCUCAAGAUGCAGUACUUGGAUGAGAUGAAAGGCCGGAGUGGGAUUGGAGGCCAGUGCCUCUCUGGCCAGGAAUGGUACCAGCAACAAGCAUCCAGGGCUGUGAACCAGGCUAUUGGAAGGGUUAUCCGUCACCGCCAUGACUAUGGGGCCAUCUUCCUGUGUGAUCACAGGUUUGCCUAUGCUGACGCCAGGGCCCAGCUGCCCUCCUGGGUGCGCCCCUACCUUAAGGUGUAUGACAACUUUGGCCAUGUCAUCCGAGAUGUGGCCCAGUUCUUCCGUGUUGCUCAGAAAACUAUGCCUUUGCCAGUUCCUCAGGCUGUGACCUCAAGUGUGAGUGAGGGAGAAGCUGCUGUCAAGGAGGCUACAUUGUCCAGCCACUCCCUCUCCACUAGGAAAGCCAUGAGCUUGGAUGUGCAUGUGCCCAGCCUGAGACGGAAGCCCAUAGGAUUACCAGCUGCUGGAGACUCAGAGAGCAACCUGUGUGUGGAGUAUGAGCAGCAGACAUUUUCUGCCCAACAGAGACCCUUGGGGUUGCUAGCUGCCUUAGAGUACAAUGAUCAGAAGGCUGGGGCAUCUGAGGAACAGGCACUCAGCUCCUCUACCCCAUCGCUCCGGUGUGAGAAGAGGCUAUCUGUUGAGCAAAAGGGAGGAAGGAAGAAAGUCAGGCUGGUCAACCAUCUGGAAGAACCAAUGACUGGCACACAGGCAGGCAGAGCCAAGAUGUUCAUGGUGGCUGUGAAGCAAGCACUGAGCCAAGCUAACUUUGACACCUUUACCCAGACCCUGCAGCACUAUAAGAGUUCUGAUGACUUUGAAGCCCUAGUGGCCUCUCUCACCUGCCUCUUUGCUGAAGACCCCAAGAAACACACCCUGCUUAAAGGUUUCUACCAGUUUGUACGACCCCACCACAAGCAGCAGUUUGAAGACAUCUGCUUCCAGCUAACAGGCCAACAUUGUGGCUACCAGCCAGGGAACAACCUUUCCUUUGGAGAUCAAGCACAGUCAACUGUGAACUUUACCAGAAAGAGAGAGCCGGAGUCUAAACUGACCUUGUCUGAAGGUGUAGACAAGCAGCUGGAUCCUGGAGAGCACCUGAACCAGGGGCAGCCUCACCUGUCUGCCCACCUAACCUCCAAAGGAGACACCAGCCAUUGUCCAAAAGUGGGAUAUGCAGUAGAAAAACCUGGCCAGCCUGCUGUGAGUGACUACCUAUCUGAUGUCCACAAGGCUCUGGGAUCUGCAAGCUGCAACCAGCUUACGGCAGCUCUGAGGGCAUACAAACAGGAUGAUGACCUGGACAAGGUGGUGGCUGUGGUGGCAGCACUGACCACUGCAAAACCUGAACACUUAUCCUUGCUACAGAGAUUUGGCAUGUUUGUGCGUCGGCAUCAUAAGCCUCAGUUCCUACAGACCUGUGCAGACCUAAUGGGCCUACCUACCAUAGGCAAGGACGUGGAGCUCCCAGGUCCCAGGGAUGAGAGUACAACUGUGCCUUCUGAGCUUACCCAUGAGGACCUGAAACCAGGGCCCUCGAUGUCCAAGAAACCUGACAAGACCCAGAGUAAGAUCUCGUCCUUCCUUAGACAGAGGCCAGACCAGAAUGUGAGGUCUGAGGAUACUACCCCAAAGCCCAUGCAACUUCCUCCUAGACUACCCCAUGAGCAUAUGAAGACUCAGUGGAAAUUUCUAUGCCCGGCCUGUGCAACUGAGGAUGCCGUGCUUUUCCAGUGCACCUCCUGUGACUUCUACUGCUGCUGGGCCUGUUGGAAACUUCAACUCCAGACCUCUAGGCUGUGUCCGGCUUGUGGUGCUGUUAACAGGAAGCAGAGCAUUAUACAGGUCUUCUGGCUGAAGCCCCAGUGAUAACAGAUGGAGUCCUUUGCUGACCCUGAUAUGGCUAAACCCACUGCAGGUUUCAUGCUUGGCUGUCCAAUGGGAUCUGAAUCUACUUGUGAAAUCCUGAAACCUCAAAUUGGCAUUACUGAAGUUGUAGGCUGUUCAAUAAAACUAAGUUGUCAGGAUGG
Molecule: messenger RNA, 4408 nt
Organism: Mastomys coucha (southern multimammate mouse)
Lineage: Eukaryota; Metazoa; Chordata; Mammalia; Rodentia; Muridae
Gene: Rtel1
Product: regulator of telomere elongation helicase 1
Exons: 36
Coding region: 414-4247 (1277 amino acids)
Biological process (GO): regulation of double-strand break repair via homologous recombination; telomeric loop disassembly; DNA repair
Cellular component (GO): nucleus
Molecular function (GO): hydrolase activity, acting on acid anhydrides, in phosphorus-containing anhydrides; DNA polymerase binding; DNA binding
Source: RefSeq, a predicted model, not a curated record